CAGUUCCCCCGGGAAGCCAACCAAACCAAAUCCGCGCUCCCCUUCCUUCGCCAUCUCCUCGCGCGCCCGCGGUUUUCCAAGCCAACCACGCCUCCCUCCCUCCCGCUCGCCUCGCCGCCGGUUUCCCCGAAACGCGCCGCGCCGCGCCGGGUCGCCCUCGCGAUCGCGCGGAGACUUGUCCCCCUUUCGUUUUGUACGCUGGUGGCUGGUGCUAUUAAAGCCAAACCGCGCGCCCGCCAGGUGUUCGACGAAGUGACGAGAGUCUUCCGGUCGCCGAGAGAGCUGUCCGGGGUUCGAGGAGGAAGGCGAUAAUGGAGGCCGGCAAGAGCGGCGGCGUCGGGUGCGAGCUGUGCGGGGGCGUGGCUGCGGUGCACUGCGCUGCCGACGCCGCGUUUCUUUGCCUGACCUGCGAUGCUAAGGUGCACGGGGCCAACUUCCUCGCGUCGAGGCACCGCCGCCGCCGGCUGGGCGUGGAGGUGGAGGUGGAGGAGGAGGAGGAGGAUGACGCGCGGUCCGCGGCGUCGAGCUCUUGCGUGUCGACCGCCGACUCCGCGUCGUCCACGGCUGCGCACGCGGGGGCCGCCAGGAGGAGGGGGCGGCGGCGCGUGCCGCGGGCGGAGGCGGUUCUUGAGGGCUGGGCGAAGCGGAUGGGUCUCUCGCCCGGCGCCGCGCGGCGGCGCGCGUCCGCGGCGGGGGCGGCGCUCCGCGCGGUGGGCCGUGGCGUCGCCGCCUCGCGCGUCCCGAUCCGCGUCGCGAUGGCCGCGGCGCUCUGGUCGGAGCUCUCCUCCUCCUCCCGCCGCCGCGUCGGCGCCGGGGAGGCCGCGCUGCUCCGGCGGCUGGAGGCCAACACCCACGUGCCGGCGAGGCUGCUGCUCACGGUGGCGUCGUGGAUGGCGCGCGCCUCCAGGCCGGCCGCCGAGGAGGGCUGGGCCGAGUGCUCCUGAGUCGCCGCCGUCCACCGCACGGCGAACCUUCCGGCCAUCUCAGAUAGAUAGUUAGAUAGAUACUCUACUACUAAAAAAAUGCAAAAUUUGUGGGCAAUCAUUAUUUGUUCGCUUCCUCCUCCUCAAUUAAUUAAUCCUAAAUUCUUAUUAAUUAUCAUCAAGGCUAAAAAAUGUUGUGGCUAGGAAAGCAUCCAUCCAAACUGAGAUGAACCAAGUCCAAAUGGAUGGGAGUGUAAUACUAGCUGUCUAAUAAUAUGGUGGCAUUUAUCAUUCUUC
Messenger RNA from Oryza brachyantha (malo sina), 1220 nucleotides. RefSeq names its product B-box zinc finger protein 32-like. The coding region runs from base 312 to 944 and encodes 210 amino acids. The transcript has a single exon. NCBI's taxonomy places the organism in Eukaryota, Viridiplantae, Streptophyta, Magnoliopsida, Poales, Poaceae. The record is from RefSeq and is a predicted model, not a curated record. Gene Ontology annotation, molecular function: zinc ion binding.